CGCAUCAGCUGGUACCAUUUAUUAUUGUCCAAUUUCGCGAAAUACAAGCGUGGAGCUGUUUAUGAGCUGUUUUUGAAAAUGGAGGUGGAAUUUAGCAAGGACAAUUUUUUGCUCCCCGAAAUAAAAUAUGAAUAUUUGGAUCACACAGCUGAUGUGCAAUUGCAUGGUUGGGGCUCUACGUUAAAGGAAGCUUUCGAACAAUGUGGCGUCGCCAUGUUUGGCUACAUGACCGAGCUGUCCUACGUAACAGUGAAUAACUGUUAUGAGAUCGAAGCGAAGGGCGAUGACAUUGAAGGUUUGCUAUUUCAUUUUCUGGACGAGCUGUUGUUCCUGUUUUCGGCGGAGCCUUAUUUGGUGUGCAAGAAACUGGAAAUCACAAAAUUCGAUUUGGAUAACUUUGAGAUCGCCUGCCGCUGCUAUGGCGAACCCUUUGAGCUGGGCAAACAUCCACAGGGCACCGAAGUAAAGGCAAUCACAUACUCUGCCAUGCAAGUGGUGCAGGAUACUGCGAAAGAGCUAUACGAAGUGUUUGUCAUAAUUGAUAUUUGAGUAUUAAAUGUGUUUAGCUUUAUUGCUGUGAACUUAACCGAACACAAUUCGCAUUUGA
This is a messenger RNA of Drosophila hydei, 607 nucleotides long. It is a transcript of the gene Archease, whose product is annotated as protein archease-like. Gene Ontology annotation, biological process: tRNA splicing, via endonucleolytic cleavage and ligation. NCBI's taxonomy places the organism in Eukaryota, Metazoa, Arthropoda, Insecta, Diptera, Drosophilidae. The record is from RefSeq and is a predicted model, not a curated record. The transcript has 3 exons. The coding region runs from base 79 to 549 and encodes 156 amino acids. Gene Ontology annotation, cellular component: tRNA-splicing ligase complex.